GUACAUUCAGUGAUCGCGAAAAGAACGGAGGUUGGACUGGCAGUAGACGUGCGGGUAAUGGUUUGCUGCUUGUCAGCAUGCCCAAUCACCAUUGGAGAAAGACACCGACUCUGCCGUCUGCUGUGGAGAUGGUGAAGCAAGAUUGGAGAGGACAUUUUUAUUUCAGUUGGUACUAGAAAAAAGGUGUAUUAGUCUAGUGGUUAAAGAAGGAUGGCAUGGAAAAGAAGACUCUUAUUAACAGUGAUCUGCUGCCUGUCAGGCAGCCAGUCAGGCUACCAGUAUACUACUGUAAAGUAGACAAGCCCACAGUAACCUCUUAUUGGAAGAAAACUUUGAUGGACAAGGAGCGAUUGAACCAGCUGACUUCCAUGGACACAUCUGGCAACGAUUUGGCAAAUGAGGCUGCAGACCUCGGAGGGGUCACAGACAAUGGGACUGCAAAUCUGGAAGAGGACACUGCCAGUCAGGUUUCAGAGAUGGGUGGAAGCCAAGCCAAUGAGAGUGAGGUGUCAGGAGGGAUCCGAGCCAAUCAGACUGUAGAUUUAGGAGGGAUCCAUGCCAGUGAAAGUGUGGAGUCUGGCGUUGAGCCAGAUGAAACAGCUGGCCGGUUGAAGAGUGAAAUGUUAGGUGUUGGAGCGGAGGGCCGCAUCGAGGCUCGGUCCAGUGAAGACUGGGACCGGAGGGAGGUCGAGUCUGAGGCUCCAGUCGUGGUUGAAGGUGUCGAGGUUGAGCUAGACGACAGUCUCCCUGGCUGGCUGGAGCCCCUCGAGGAAGAAGAUGUAGAGGAUGAUGAUGAAGAUGAUGUGGCACCAAUGGUCUCCCAUUUUCCCUCUCUCCAGCUGGGGCUGCUGUCCCCUCACAGGCUCAGCCCCACAGCAACACACCCAGCUCUCCCCCAGCUGCCCCAGUCCCUCCUGUGUCCCAUCAGCCCCAGCCCAACCACUGAGAAACAGAGCCAAAACCAACGUUCUACACCAUCAGACAGGGACUCAGCAAACCCCAGGAAGCCCCACUACGUCAGGCUUCUCACCAGGCAGGCUUCAGGAAGAGUCGGCUCCUCCCUCAAUGGGCACGACCACGUGAAGAAACUGCAGGGCAGAAGCUGUGCCAAGUGUGGAGACUCACUCCCAGACUUGAAGACGGGUGACGAGGAGGAGCUGUGUCCCUCGUGCAAAUCAGAGAAAAAGUCUCCUCCAAGUAUCGUAUUCAGGAAGGAGUGGAAACAGUCUUCUAGAGGUAAACCAUUGAAACACACAGAGGUGGGGGCUGACCGGUGGGUGCUGGGGAGGUUCAAGGAGGAGGAGGAGGACGAGGAGGAGCACAGCAGGACUUUGAAGAGAAAUGCCAAGAUGGUGACAAAGGAAGAGGCAAAGCAGGAGCAACGGAAAGCACAGAAGCUCUGCAAGUCCCCCUCACAGAGUGAGACUGGUGACACCUUCCAGAGAAAACCCUUCAGAGUCCCUCAGGCUCAUGCCAAAGGGAAGACAUCAUCUCCUGCUUUCAAGAUUUUUUAUCGUAAGUUUCGUAGCGUGGCCUGUACGAAGUGUGCCGCUUGUCUGCGUAAGGACUGUGGCAAGUGUAAAUACUGCAUGGACAAGCCCAAGUACGGGGGGAAGGGCAGGCUGAAGCAGAAGUGCAUCAUGCGCAGAUGCAGAGCUAUGCAACCAGCCAAGGCCAGCCAGGACCUGCUUGGGCCUUAUGUCGCUAGACCCAGCCUGAGAAAAGUGCCCCGGAAACGCAAGAGAUCCAGCUCAGAAGACACGACGGAGGAGGAUGAGGAGGGAGAGAACAGCAUCUGCAGUGGAGACAGGGAGUGGACCCCUCAUGUGAAGACGCAGAACAAGGAACAUACUGCCACUCCGGUGAAACAUCUGGCCUCCUACGUGGUGGUGAACCCUCUGACGGGUGAAGUGUUCCGAGCUGUGGCCCCACCCACUCAGGAGCAAGGUUCACACAAGUACAACCAGGUCAAUGGCCAUCCUUUCCCCCCCAACGUACUCGGCGCACCCAAUCUGCCCUCCCACUUCACAACUCCAUCAGGUGUCAGCCCUGGCCUGCCUAGCUACCUGGAUGGUGUUCCCCUAACCUUAGUCCAACCCAAAGAGGAGAGCACUGACUACCAGUGCUGGCCUCCACCCACACUCAACCAGCCCAGCAAGGAGAAUGGCCAGCCUUUGAAUUAUGAGAACACAUUGAACCAGCCUAGUCACCUGUUCCAGCUGAAAGAGGAGUUGGCUCCAGUGGAGUGUGGUGAGGCUGACAGGGUGGUGGACAUAGAGGUGGAGCUUGAUUUUGGUUCACCAAUCAGAUCAUCUGACACACUUGGCAUGAGCGAAGAGGUCAGCACUGAGGUGGAACGUGAGGUCACGCUAGAGGAGGAUCGAGAAGGCAGUACUGAAUUGGAGCCAUACUGUCUGGCAGAGACGACCGAGGUCAUAAACAGGCUGGACGGCAAAGAGAGGGCGCUGUUGCGUUUCCUGCGCGUGCUGCGCCGCACCGUGCUGCCCGCCCACUGGGUGUGUGUGAUGGCGGCGGGGCCCAGGCUGCAGCUGCUGCAGUGUUCCAAGCUGUCCACCAUGGGAGACACCGUGCUGAACAUCCAGCCUGGCUUCUCCUACCAGCUCACCGUGCAGCGCCACCACCUGCUGCCCACGCACACCCUCUACGACUCGCACCCGCUCUGCUUCGCCAACACCAGCCAGGUGGUGAGCCUACUGCUGGAGCUGGAGGGCAUGGCCGUGUGCCGAGGGUUUGAGCAUGGCCUGCCCCGGAGCUUCUCAGAGCCCGUCCUAUUGGUCAGGGCUGCCACCUGCCUCCUGCUGGUGCCCCAAUCACAGGAGCGCUGUGAGCACUGCCAGGAAGUACUGCCUCUCUGACCAAGGAAGGGACUAAGUGACAGGAUGGCAGAGGAGGAGGGUGACAGGGACAGGAGACACUGUCACAGUCAGAGGAGGCUGAAUGAUGGAGGAAGGGGGGGGGGUGAGGGAUCAAUGGUGAGAAGAGGGGAGGGAAGCGAAGGAAAAUAUAGACUUGGGCGGAUGAGAGAAAGAAGAGGAUUGAUGAAAAGGUGGUGUCGGAGAAUCCAGCAUGACAUCCAACAGAAUAGUUGUUAUGAAAGUGUUGUCCAUAUGUAACAGUGUUUUCCACUGUCAGAAACUGUGGCUCCACGUAAGCUGUAUAACAAGCAGUUGUAACCCUGUUAAGGAAUAUCCCUUAAGUUCCUUCCAGUCACAGGAUUCCUUUCUCUCUCAUCUGUGCUGCACUGAUACUCACAAUGGGUGCUGCUACAGCUUGUGGACCCUUCCGCCAGGUAAUAGUCAUCACUGAUGACUAUAUGCAGGAGACAAACGUGCACCCUACUGUAGAUGUCCUUUCGUCCCAGUGAUGUCAUCAUUAAAGGCCGGGAAUCUUAUUUAAGGCUUGGAUGACACCAGCAUUUCUGUCUAAGUAAGGGGUGGCUGGUUAAAUCUGAGCUUCAACAUGAAUGCAGUGAAAUCUGCGUUACAAACUUGACUACCUCUUUUGAGUUUCUGGACCUUCAACUACUUUCAAACUUUACAAAGGCUCAUUUAGUCGUUUCCAACGUACUCCAACCUCAGUCGUCUGGGCGGAGUGACACCCACAGCUUGUGUCUGGGAUACAAGUACUGUAGUUGACAGGCUAGCCCACAGUGUAGCCUAAUUCCACAUCUCUAUUCCGUGAAUGUGUUGAGGGAGCCGCGCGCAACCUUGGAUUGCAUUCUUAUAUCUUUUUUUUACUUGGAGGAACGACACCCAAACAGGUGCGCUUUUGCCGCACCUUUUUUUUUUUUUUUUUCAG
Molecule: messenger RNA, 3819 nt
Organism: Hypomesus transpacificus
Lineage: Eukaryota; Metazoa; Chordata; Actinopteri; Osmeriformes; Osmeridae
Gene: mbd1a
Product: methyl-CpG binding domain protein 1a
Exons: 15
Coding region: 216-2876 (886 amino acids)
Molecular function (GO): DNA binding; zinc ion binding
Source: RefSeq, a predicted model, not a curated record